This is a messenger RNA of Caenorhabditis elegans, 4705 nucleotides long. RefSeq names its product Phospholipid-transporting ATPase tat-1 (gene tat-1). Gene Ontology annotation, molecular function: magnesium ion binding; ATP hydrolysis activity; ATPase-coupled intramembrane lipid carrier activity. The record is from RefSeq and is marked reviewed. The transcript has 19 exons. Gene Ontology annotation, cellular component: plasma membrane; recycling endosome membrane; early endosome membrane. Gene Ontology annotation, biological process: phospholipid transport. The coding region runs from base 156 to 3734 and encodes 1192 amino acids. Lineage: Eukaryota; Metazoa; Nematoda; Chromadorea; Rhabditida; Rhabditidae.
AUUAUAUUAAUUAAUUAAUUUCCAACAAAAAAAUUGGAUUUUCCUGCAGGCUCCUCGUCAUUCUAUGACCGAAAAUCGAUAAUUUGUUUGAUUUUUCAUAAUUCAACAAAAAAUCGAUAGCAAAGAAGUCGAGGUCAAACACUUUUUGGAGCAUAAUGCCCACAGAGGCAAGAGAUAAUAAUCGACAUAUCCAUCUUGGCAAAGUCAGAGAUCCCCACCACCAGCAUGCUCAACGAUUUUGCAGUAAUAGAAUAAGCACUUGCAAGUACAAUGGAUUCUCAUUUCUUCCCAGAUUUUUGUAUGAACAGUUCCGGCGUUACAAUAAUAUAUUUUUCCUAGCAAUCGCCCUUCUUCAGCAAAUUCCCGACGUUAGCCCGACUGGAAGAUACACGACAGCCGUCCCAUUUCUGAUAAUUUUAUCAGUUUCUGCACUAAAAGAAAUAUUCGAAGAUGUGAAAAGACGGCGAAGUGAUAAUAAAGUUAACGCAUUUUCUGUCGAAAUUCUUGUCGAUGGACAUUGGAUUGAGAAACAGUGGAAAGAUGUAAGCGUCGGUGACUUCAUCCGAAUUGACAAUGACAGCCUAUUCCCUGCUGAUCUACUUCUAUUGGCAUCAUCAGAACAACAAGGAAUGGCAUAUAUUGAAACAUCGAAUUUAGACGGAGAAACGAAUUUAAAAAUCAAACAAGCGCUGGAUAUCACUUCAACAAUGACUUCUCCGGAAAAAUUGAGCCAAUUCGAGUCUGAAAUCACUUGUGAACCACCAUCACGACAUGUUAAUGAAUUUAAUGGAAAUAUUGAAAUUAAUGGAGUUGCCAGACAUUUCGGUAUUGAUCAGCUGCUUUUGAGAGGUGCCCGAUUAAAAAACACUGCAUGGAUAUUUGGUGCCGUCAUCUACACUGGACACGACUCAAAGCUGCUCAUGAACUCGAAAAGAGCUCCGCUGAAAAGUGGAACAAUCGAUGUACAGACGAAUUAUCGAAUUAUUUUCCUCUUUUUCGUUCUAGUCGCACUCGCGCUAAUAUCCGCUACUGGAUCGGAAAUUUGGAGGGGAAAUAAUAUUCCACAGGCUUGGUAUUUGUCUUUUCUUGAACACGAUCCAAAAGGCUCAUUCCUGUGGGGUGUACUCACGUUCUUCAUUCUCUACAACAAUUUGAUUCCGAUUUCACUGCAAGUCACACUGGAAGUUGUUCGAUUCUUCCAGGCAAUCUACAUCAACAACGAUAUCGAAAUGUACGAUGUGAAUAGUGAUUCGUGUGCCAUCGCUAGAACAUCGAAUUUAAAUGAAGAACUGGGACAAGUCAAGUUUAUAAUGUCGGAUAAAACGGGCACUCUUACACGGAAUGUGAUGAAGUUUAAACGACUAUCAAUUGGAUCUAGAAAUUAUGGAAAUAAUGAGGAUGAUGAGUUUGCAGAUGCAAGUUUAAUUGAAGAUUAUCGUCAAGGAGAUGAACAUUCGACGAGUAUUCUGGAAGUGUUGAAAAUGAUGGCUGUUUGUCAUACUGUUGUUCCCGAGAACAAGGAUGGUCAGCUAAUCUAUCAAUCAAGUAGUCCAGAUGAAGCCGCUUUAGUCCGUGGAGCCGCGUCUCAAUCUGUAUCAUUUCACACAAGACAGCCACAAAAAGUGAUUUGUAACGUGUUUGGUGAAGACGAGACCAUCGAAAUUCUCGACGUUAUCGAUUUCACAUCGGAUCGAAAACGAAUGAGUGUGAUAGUUCGAGAUGGUGCUGGAGGAGACAUCAAACUAUACACAAAAGGCGCCGAUACAGUAAUCUUUGAACGGUUGGAGCACGGAAAAGAGCAAGAAGAAGCUGUCGAGUAUUGUACGGAGCAUCUUGAAGAUUAUGCAUCUUUUGGAUAUCGUACACUUUGUUUUUCGAUGAGACAUCUCACGGAGCAAGAGUAUUCACAGUGGGCUCCGGAGUACAAAAAAGCCAUUUUGGCAAUUGAUAAUCGUGCUAAGCUGCUCGCUGAUGCGGCGGAGAAGCUUGAAAGGAAUAUGAUUUUGGUUGGAGCAACUGCGAUUGAGGAUAAGCUUCAGGAGUGGGUUCCCGAAACGAUCCAAGCACUGAUGGCAGCCGAUAUUCGUGUAUGGAUGUUAACUGGUGAUAAACGUGAAACUGCAAUUAAUAUUGCUCAUUCAUGUGCUCUAUGUCAUACAAAUACAGAAUUAUUGAUUGUCGACAAGACGACUUACGAGGAAACUUAUCAGAAAUUGGAGCAAUUUGUGGCGAGAGCAAUUGAACUUGAGAAGCAGGAAAAAGGAUUUGCAAUGGUUAUUGAUGGAAAAUCACUGCUUCACGCUCUAACUGGAGAAGCUCGGAAACAUUUCGGAGAUCUUGCUCUGCGAUGUCAUGCAGUUGUAUGUUGUAGAAUGAGCCCGAUGCAAAAAGCAGAAGUCGUUGAAAUGGUCCGAAAAUUGGCGAAGCAUGUUGUGUUGGCAAUUGGUGAUGGAGCAAAUGAUGUUGCAAUGAUUCAGGCGGCGAAUGUUGGAGUUGGAAUUUCGGGGGAAGAAGGCCUGCAGGCUGCUUCGGCCUCGGAUUAUGCUAUUCCGAGAUUUCAUUUUUUGAGGAGACUUCUCCUGGUCCAUGGCGCAUGGAAUCACGAUCGUUCAGUCAAAGUGAUACUGUACUCAUUCUACAAAAAUAUUUGCCUCUACAUCAUCGAGCUGUGGUUUGCCAUGUUCUCCGCGUGGUCUGGACAGACUAUUUUCGAGAGAUGGACUAUUGGAAUGUUCAAUGUAAUAUUCACUGCAUGGCCACCAGUCGUACUCGGAUUGUUUGAUCAUCCAGUUCCCGCCGAACAAAUUAUGAAGUAUCCGGCGUUGUAUGCAAGCUUCCAGAAUCGAGCAUUUAGUAUCGGGAAUUUCUCACUUUGGAUUGGCCUAGCCAUUGUGCAUUCAUUAUCGCUGUUCUUCUUGACUUACGCGACAAUGGAGCAUCAAGUUGUCUGGGAUAAUGGGCUCACUGGCGGAUGGCUUAUGCUCGGAAAUUGUGCAUAUACGUUCGUGGUGGCCACUGUCUGCUUCAAAGCCCUACUAGAAUGUGAUUCAUGGACAUGGCCUGUAGUAGUCGCGUGUAUUGGAUCGAUUGGCCUUUGGAUUGUAUUCGUUAUUGUAUACUCUCUAGUCUUCCCACACAUUGGUGGAAUCGGUGCAGAUAUGGCUGGAAUGGCUGCAAUUAUGAUGUCAUCUUAUACGUUCUGGCUUGCACUUUUAUUCAUUCCACUUGCCACGCUGCUAUGGGAUUUGGUUAUUAAAAGUCUUUUCACAAUCGCAAUGCCAACACCACGUGAACUUGCUGUAAUGUAUAACAAACGGACAACAUCGUUCAACGGAUUCGAACGGUUAGCCAGCUCCUGGGCCGCCUAUCAAGGACCGACAAAAGACGGUGCACACGUGUUCGCCAAUCGAUUCAGCCUUCGAAAACGAAUUCAGCCGACGUCGACGACGGCGGCAUCUCAUCCAAGUGCUACAUCACCGCCACCUAAUGGCUACGUCGAGAAGUCACAGUUGAAUGGAAAAAAUGGAAAACAUCAUCGCGCCAAGAGCCCCGACUACGGUAGCACCGAGUUGUCCACGUGGAGUACACGUGACGAGCAUGAGGUGGAAUACAAGAUUCCACGUGGUCGGAAAGAGCGGAGCUCGUACACGAAUCGCGCGUUCAUAGCGGAGGAUAACAAUGUGACGAGCAUUGUGGUGAAUGAUGAAGAAGAUGGUAGUGGGACGAGGUUAUGACACAGUAAUCCUCCUACAGUAAUCCUCCUACAGUAAUCAUCCUACAGUACUCCUCAAGCAAACUUUUCUAUCGACUAUUGAAACACGUGCAUAUCAAUCAUCAAACGUUUUGAAAUUCUAUCCGAAUUCUACAGUAAUCCUCUUGCAUUGUUCUCUGCAAUUCGUCAUAAUCAUAAUCAUCAUCGCUGGAGCUACAGUACCCUUCACCUACUACCGUAUUCUACAUUCCCCCCGAUUGACACCUACCGUAAUCUAUGUCUACAGAAGAAUCUACUGUUAUUUUUCGCUAUUCAUCAAACGUACUCGAAAACAUGCGGCUUUUGACAUCAUCUCUACGUGGCAGUACCACUGGAAGUACACGAUCAAGAACUGCAUCAGAAGCUUCACUAGCACUUGCUGAACAGACGAGAUACGGCUUCGCAUUUUCCCAAGACGAAAGCUCGGCGGUCGCUCAAACGGAACUCAUCAGAAAUGUGGAUUCUACUAGAGAAAAACCGACUGGACGAUAAUUCUGCGUUUUUUUGUUUUGCUUUUGCUUCUUCAUGAUUUAUCCUUUUUUUUCUUUUUUUUUUCUUCUUCUUCCAAAAUUAUGUAAAACCUCAUUUUUUUCGUGUCGAGACCCCAACCCCAAAGACGAGUAGAUUUGACUGUUUACAGAGACUACGGUAGCGAAAUUAUUACAACGAUAUAUAUUUUCUCUCCAAAAUUGUAUUGCCAAAAUUCUUUUUCCUGAUCUUUUCCUUUUUAGUGAGAGUGACAUUUUAUCGAUUUUCCCCUCCCCCCCAAAUAACUUCUGCCGAUGAACAUGUUACGGGCAGUGAGAGAGAGAGAGAGAUAUUAUACUGUAUUUUUAUAAGAAAUGUUCGUUUUGCUCAAUUUCCUGUACACUUAGCCUCCCUCCCCCUCCGAUAACUUCCUGUGAACAUGAAAUUUUUCCAAUACUUUUUUAUUUAAUCAGUUUUCAGUUUUCA